UGAAAUCAGAGGAGAAUCUUUCGAUGGAGAAAGGGGUACAGAGGUGGGUGGUGGACGUAUCAAAGUGGAACCCAUCUCCCAAUUACUUCUCUUUGGCCCUCUCUCUCCUUCCUCACCAUGAACAAUCCCCCAUAACCAGGAAUUGCAGAGAACGAACCAUAUAAGGAAACAUUUAUAUGUUAGAUGUUAUUUUCUUUGAUAUUAGAUAUGUGCGGAUGGAAGAUAGAAAGCGAGCGCUUGUGAGCCGUCUGCUUCAAUAUGCUCUUGUACAUGAGUUGUUGGGAAUCCGUUAUGGUGAGAUCAUCAUAAACCGUACUUUGGAAGGCAAACCCUAUCUGGAAUGUGAUAAAGUUGGCAUUGAAUUUCCCAACUUUAAUUUCAAUGUAUCUCAUCACGGUGAUUUUGUGGCAAUAGCAUCUGAACCUCUAUGCCUUGUGGGGUUGGACAUUGUUUGUUGUGUUACUCCCUGCAAAGAGACAAUUCAGGAAUUCAUUCAAAACUUCUCUUCAUACUUUUCAAGUUUGGAAUGGGAUAAUAUAUUAAGUGCUGGAACUUGUGAGGAAAUUCUGGUCGAGUUCUACAAAUAUUGGUGUCUGAAGGAAGCGUAUGUGAAAGCCAUAGGGAGUGGACUGGUUUACGGGUUGGACAAAGUCGAGUUUCAUCACAAUAACUGGACCAACAUAUUCCUUAAAAUUGAUGAUGUACCCUUGAUGGAAUGGAGGUUUUGGAUUUUUGAGCUGGGAAAGAGACAUUGGGUUUCAGUUGCAAGAGGUCCCCCGAGAUCGGCUACUGAAAGUUACAAGAGAACGUUAAAUAAGGUAGAGUUCGAUGAAGAGGAAUACAAUCAGGGUCUUCAUCUUGCAAAUGCAAGUUUUGUUUGGAAAACUGUGGAGCAACUUGUUCAAGUCGCAUAUGGUGUGAAUGGUAUACUUGAUGAGCAAUCUGCGAGGACUUGUUCCUGAUAGAUUAAAAGACAUGUCCCAUGCCCUAUCAAUCAGAUACCAAAUUUGAAGCCUCCCAGGCAUGUUCCUACAGCAAGAAAUUGCUGAUCACCAGUGUCUCAAGCAGUCAUCAUCAUUGUCAUCAUCCCUUGUUAGUCCUGCAAAACCACUUGUUGCAGACUGAACUGUUAAAAUGAUAAAAGAGAGACGAUGAUGCGAAGAAGGGAAAAGCUUCCUGGAAACAAUUUAUGGCAUUUCAUGAAUUGCAUUUUUCUGUUGCACAAGAAGUUUGGAACCAACUGUGUACAGAAUUAGGACAUCUUGUCCAUAACCUAAAAUUAGAUGUAGCUUAGUUCUUAAUAUAUGGAAGGUAGAGAUUUUUUCUUCAAA
Molecule: messenger RNA, 1331 nt
Organism: Tripterygium wilfordii
Lineage: Eukaryota; Viridiplantae; Streptophyta; Magnoliopsida; Celastrales; Celastraceae
Product: L-aminoadipate-semialdehyde dehydrogenase-phosphopantetheinyl transferase-like
Exons: 5
Coding region: 177-962 (261 amino acids)
Cellular component (GO): cytosol
Molecular function (GO): holo-[acyl-carrier-protein] synthase activity; magnesium ion binding
Source: RefSeq, a predicted model, not a curated record